Molecule: messenger RNA, 4370 nt
Organism: Sus scrofa (pig)
Lineage: Eukaryota; Metazoa; Chordata; Mammalia; Artiodactyla; Suidae
Gene: NPEPPS
Product: aminopeptidase puromycin sensitive
Biological process (GO): peptide catabolic process; proteolysis
Cellular component (GO): cytoplasm; membrane
Molecular function (GO): peptide binding; metalloaminopeptidase activity; zinc ion binding
Source: RefSeq, a predicted model, not a curated record
GGGCGGAGGCGCGCCCGCCCGGCGGGGCCGCGCACGCAGCUGCUGCCGCCGCAGCCGCCUCCCUCCCUCCUUGCUGGCCCUCCUCCCCUUCCCUCCCCUCCGCCCCCUUCCCCGUAGGCAGCCGGCCCGCCAGCCCGCCCGCCCGCCCGCACUGCCUCCCUCCCGGCCCCUGGCGCUCGGGCUGGGUCUCUCCCCCGCCCCCAGGCUCUCCCAGUCGCUCUCCUCAGGCGGUCGCCCGCGCUCGGUGGAUGUGGCUGGCAGCCGCCGCCCCCUCCCUCGCUCGCCGCCUGCUCUUCCUCGGCCCUCCGCCUCCUCCCCUCCUCCUUCUCCUCCUCAGCCGCUCCUCUCGCCGCCGCCGCCGCCUCCACAGCCUGGGCCUCGCCGCGAUGCCGGAGAAGAGGCCCUUCGAGCGGCUGCCUGCCGAUGUCUCCCCCAUUAACUACAGCCUUUGCCUCAAGCCCGACUUGCUGGACUUCACCUUCGAGGGCAAGCUGGAGGCCGCCGCCCAGGUGAGGCAGGCAACCAAUCAGAUUGUGAUGAAUUGUGCUGAUAUUGACAUUAUUACAGCUUCAUAUGUACCAGAAGGAGAUGAAGAAAUACAUGCUACAGGAUUUAACUAUCAGAAUGAAGAUGAAAAAGUCACCUUGUCCUUUCCUAGUACUCUCCAACCAGGUACAGGAACCUUAAAGAUAGAUUUUGUUGGAGAGCUGAAUGAUAAAAUGAAAGGAUUCUAUAGAAGUAAAUAUACUACCCCUUCAGGAGAGGUGCGCUAUGCUGCUGUCACACAGUUUGAGGCUACUGAUGCCCGGAGAGCUUUUCCUUGCUGGGAUGAGCCUGCCAUCAAAGCAACUUUUGAUAUCUCAUUGGUUGUUCCUAAAGACAGAGUAGCUUUAUCAAACAUGAAUGUAAUUGAUCGGAAACCAUACCCUGAUGAUGAAAAUGUAGUGGAAGUGAAGUUUGCCCGCACACCUGUCAUGUCUACAUAUCUGGUGGCAUUUGUUGUGGGUGAAUAUGACUUUGUAGAAACAAGGUCAAAAGAUGGUGUGUGUGUCCGUGUUUACACCCCUGUUGGCAAAGCAGAGCAAGGAAAAUUUGCGUUAGAGGUUGCUGCUAAAACUCUGCCUUUUUAUAAGGAUUACUUCAAUGUUCCUUAUCCCCUACCUAAAAUUGAUCUCAUUGCUAUUGCAGACUUUGCAGCUGGUGCCAUGGAGAACUGGGGCCUUGUUACUUAUAGGGAGACUGCAUUGCUUAUUGAUCCAAAAAACUCCUGUUCUUCAUCACGCCAGUGGGUUGCUCUGGUUGUAGGACAUGAACUCGCCCAUCAAUGGUUUGGAAAUCUUGUUACUAUGGAAUGGUGGACUCAUCUUUGGUUAAACGAAGGCUUCGCAUCGUGGAUUGAGUAUCUUUGUGUAGAUCACUGCUUCCCAGAGUAUGAUAUCUGGACUCAGUUUGUUUCUGCUGAUUAUACCCGUGCCCAGGAGCUUGAUGCCUUAGAUAACAGCCAUCCUAUUGAAGUUAGUGUGGGCCAUCCUUCUGAAGUUGAUGAGAUAUUUGACGCUAUAUCGUAUAGCAAAGGUGCGUCUGUCAUCCGAAUGCUACAUGACUACAUUGGGGAUAAGGACUUUAAGAAAGGAAUGAACAUGUAUUUAACCAAGUUCCAACAGAAGAAUGCUGCCACAGAGGAUCUCUGGGAAUGUUUAGAAAAUGCUAGUGGUAAACCUAUAGCAGCUGUGAUGAAUACCUGGACCAAACAAAUGGGAUUUCCUCUCAUUUAUGUGGAAGCGGAACAGGUAGAAGAUGACAGAUUACUAAGGUUGUCUCAGAGGAAGUUCUGUGCCAGUGGACCAUAUGUUGGAGAAGACUGUCCCCAGUGGAUGGUUCCUAUUACAAUUUCUACUAGUGAAGAUCCCAACCAGGCCAAACUUAAAAUUCUGAUGGACAAGCCAGAGAUGAAUGUGGUUUUAAAAGAUGUCAAACCAGACCAGUGGGUGAAGUUAAACCUGGGAACGGUUGGGUUUUAUCGGACCCAGUACAGCUCGGCCAUGCUGGAAAGUUUAUUACCAGGCAUUCGUGACCUUUCUCUGCCCCCUGUGGAUCGACUUGGACUACAGAAUGACCUCUUCUCCUUGGCUCGAGCUGGAAUCAUUAGCACUGUAGAGGUUCUAAAAGUCAUGGAGGCUUUUGUGAAUGAGCCCAAUUAUACUGUAUGGAGCGACCUGAGCUGUAACCUGGGGAUUCUCUCAACUCUCUUGUCCCACACAGACUUCUAUGAGGAAAUCCAGGAGUUUGUGAAAGAUGUCUUUUCACCUAUAGGGGAGAGACUGGGCUGGGACCCCAAACCUGGAGAAGGUCAUCUAGAUGCACUCCUGAGGGGUUUGGUUCUGGGCAAACUAGGAAAAGCAGGGCAUAAGGCAACAUUAGAAGAAGCCCGUCGUCGGUUUAAGGACCACGUGGAAGGGAAACAGAUUCUCUCGGCUGAUCUGAGGAGUCCGGUCUAUCUCACUGUUUUGAAGCACGGUGAUGGCACUACCUUAGAUAUUAUGCUGAAGCUUCACAAACAAGCAGACAUGCAGGAAGAGAAAAACCGAAUUGAAAGAGUCCUUGGGGCUACUCUUUCACCUGAGUUGAUUCAAAAAGUCCUCACGUUUGCACUUUCGGAAGAGGUACGUCCGCAGGAUACUGUCUCGGUAAUUGGUGGAGUGGCUGGAGGCAGCAAGCAUGGAAGGAAGGCUGCUUGGAAGUUCAUAAAGGACAACUGGGAAGAACUUUAUAAUCGAUACCAGGGUGGAUUCUUAAUAUCCAGACUAAUAAAGCUAUCAGUUGAGGGAUUUGCAGUUGAUAAGAUGGCUGGAGAAGUUAAGGCUUUCUUCGAGAGUCACCCAGCUCCUUCAGCUGAGCGCACCAUCCAGCAGUGUUGUGAAAAUAUCCUGCUGAAUGCUGCUUGGCUAAAGCGUGAUGCUGAGAGCAUCCACCAGUACCUCCUUCAGCGAAAGGCCUCGCCACCCACAGCAUGAACCUGGAGCGUGCCACCACUAUGGUUCUGCUGCUUCAUGCAGGGAUAAGGUGGAGCGACCGAACAGCUGAUUUACAUGCCAAGAAUUUGGAGUCUUCUGUCAAGCCAGUGGGGGUUGGACAAUGAAUGUAGUUAACUGAUUCCUGCUCACACUCCAGAAUAAAAUUCUAUUAAAAAAAGGAAAAUCAGCAAUUCAGCAAAAAAAAUAAAAAAUGAAAAUGUAAAUAUGAUAGUAAUAAAAUAGAGCAUAACGAAACUGUGAAACUUCCUGAAGCCUUGUCAGUGGUUAAAAGUAUUUAACACUCUCCUGUUAAUGACAGAUGUUCUGUUUUUAUAACCUACCAAAAGGAAACUAGAGGCUUCUGGGUGAAGAGGAUUUUUGUGAAGUGGGUUCUGCAAGCAGCCUACAAGCCAAGGGUCCAUCGCUGGGAAUGGUUAUACAUGAAAGACUGAUAGCUGGUAUAACGUAGUCUGUGCAUAAUCCCAGGAGGGGUUUUGUGUGCGUGUGCGUGUGCGUGUGUGUGUUUUGGCAUGGGGAUUGAUCAGGAAGAUAUAUUUUCCUGUAUAACUUCAGUCUGAACCACGGAUUGUAGUUUUCCUCCUUGCCUUCCCUUCUGUGUGACCCCUUGGCAAAAAAGAAAAGUUAAGAAAAACACAAAAACUUAUCCUGGUCUGGGUUUUUUCCUCCCUUUAGUUCCAUCCCCAAUCCCCCCACCCUGGUGUCCUUCUUAAAGAUAAAGAAUAAUAAGGAAACAUCUUUUAUAGCCACAUUAAAUAAGAGAAACUGAUAUACAUUUUUUUUCUUUUUUUUUUUAAGAUGACUUUUAAGAACCCUGAAAUGCAUAUAGGUGAGACAAUAGAAAUGAAAGGCUUUCAGCCAGGCCUUUCUGACUUAACUCUGCUGAAAAUUGUUUUAGUUGUCUGACAGGCCAACUGUUGAACCCUUCUAUGACAGUAUCAACAUUGGCUUCUGGUUCAUUCUGGGCAUGUAAGAAGUCAGGGCUUAUACAUUAAUGGUAACUGGCUAAAAAAACAACAAAGACUAUACGCCUGUGUGUGCCACUCUGCUUCCACAGUGUAUCCUAUUAACAAGCCUCACCUACCUAAUCCAGUGAGUUUUAACUCUAAAUCUCAUUCCUUUCCCUCUCUCUCAAACUUUUUUUUCCCAUUUCUUUUUCUUUAAAAAAAAGUAUUUUUGUGUGUUAUUAACAGGAAUUCAUAUUUGGUGUGGCUUAACUGUAUUUCAGAAGGUCAUCAGAUUGUGAGACUGCUUCCAUGAAACAUUUUUGUGCUAUUGUUUUAAGAAAAUAAUAAUUAAAAAACAGUUGGCGUUAAUAAAAAUGUCAAUGUAAAACUG